AUGGAGGACAUCUGUCCAGUAUGCCAUAAGUCUGGCAUCGUAUCUCCACUGUGUAGUGUGUCGGUUCCCUCUGGAACGCUUUCCGGAUUAUGUUCCAACCCUUCAUGCAUCUAUCCUUUCGACUCCUAUAGUGGUUUGCUCCACUCACUUGCGGCUGUGGCGCCAGCUGAUGCGAGUCAGGAGCAGAUCUCGUCUAAUUUACAAGGUGGUGCCGUUGGUUCACCCGGAGUGCUUAUGGAAGCGCCGAAUCAAGCUCAGCAUGAGGGACAUCUUGUUACUUCUCAAGCAGGGGGGAUCUUAGAUACAGCACAAUGCCGUCUGGAGGUGAAUGAUACGUCUUUGCCAGUCCCUACGUAUACUAGUGCUCAAAAACCGUGUGCGAUCUUGCCGCGAUAUUUGGCUGAUUCGUUGAAACAAGCUAGUUUACGAUCAUGCGGAUGUACAGCUAGUUCCAGUGAUAGUGGAAUUUCUUCAACGUCGACAUCAUCAAGUCUCAGCUAUCACGAAACCUUGGCCUUGCGCGUUCAACAACGUGCGUCAAGGAGCAGCGAGUCUUCCAGAACACCACGUUGCGUCUCGCUUCUGGAAAAAUAUACCCGUCAAAAUGGUCUUUGA
Molecule: messenger RNA, 615 nt
Organism: Echinococcus granulosus
Lineage: Eukaryota; Metazoa; Platyhelminthes; Cestoda; Cyclophyllidea; Taeniidae
Exons: 2
Coding region: 1-615 (204 amino acids)
Source: RefSeq, a predicted model, not a curated record